Molecule: messenger RNA, 1470 nt
Organism: Abrus precatorius (Indian licorice)
Lineage: Eukaryota; Viridiplantae; Streptophyta; Magnoliopsida; Fabales; Fabaceae
Product: protein disulfide isomerase pTAC5, chloroplastic
Exons: 7
Coding region: 44-1201 (385 amino acids)
Source: RefSeq, a predicted model, not a curated record
CUGAAAUAUCAUUAUCGAUGGCCUCCCUCAUCCACCGCGCACAAUGUCUGCCUCGCUACCUCUUCUCCACGUCACUGCGACUCCCUCUCUCUCUCUCAACAAAACCUUCUCACCACUUCCCAAACCCUAUUUAUUCACUUUCUCCCUCAAAGUCAGUUCCCUCAUUUCCCACUGCUCUAAUUCCGAUCUCGAAGCCCACCGUUGGCUCCGCGAAGAGCAACGAUGGCUGCGUGAGGAACAGAGAUGGCUCCGCGAGGAGCAGCGCUGGGCUCGCGAGCGCGACCAGCUUCUCAGGGAAAUAUCCGACCUCAAGCUCCAAAUCCAAGCUCUAGAGCGCCGUUUCUUGACGCACGAUCUCGCUUCUCCCUCUUCCCUCUCCGACGCCGUUGCCAAUGUCUCGUUGCUCUUGCAGGUCUUGAAGGACAAGAAUUUGGUUCUCGAGAGCGGUUCCAGUGCGCGGAACACGGUGCUCGAGGAGAAGCAAUCAGAAGAGGUUUUCGAAAGUGAAAAGGAGGUUCUGGUGGUUGAGGAGGCCGCUGCUAGGGUUGAAAAGAGGAGCGCGUUGCGGAAAGGUUCAGAAGGAGAAGAGGUUCGACAGAUGCAGGAAGCGUUGCUGACGUUGGGGUUUUACUCUGGUGAGGAAGACAUGGAAUAUUCCAGCUUCUCAAGUGGAACUGAGCGUGCUGUGAAGACUUGGCAAGCGGCAUUAGGUGCCCCUGAGGAUGGUAUCAUGACAGCUGAACUUCUUGAAAGGCUAUAUUUGGAGAUAAGGACUAGGGACUUGAGCAGUGCAACUGAAGACAAAAAAUCUGCUACUGUUUUACCAAAGGAAGAUGAAAAUGGAGCUGCGGUUACUUCUGUGACAGAGAUUUCGGAGGUUCAGCGAAAAGUGGUAAAAAGUGAUAAAGGAACAGAAGUCUCCCAUCGGGGAGUUUUUCUCCUUGGAGAGAAUCGGUGGGAAGAACCAUCAAGACUUGUUAGAAGUGAUGGAGCAGAAAGGAGCAAGAACAAGGGUGUAACAACAAAAUGCCUUCAAUGCCGCGGGGAAGGUCGCUUGUUGUGUACAGAAUGUGAUGGAACUGGUGAGCCAAACAUUGAACCUCAAUUUCUGGAAUGGGUGGAUGAGGGUACAAAAUGUCCAUAUUGCGAAGGCCUAGGGUAUAUCCUUUGUGAUGUAUGUGGAGGGAAAACUAUGGUAUAGCUUAUAGAGCUAAGUAAAUCUCUACGGGGAAACCUCUCAAAUUACAACAUAGCUUGAACGGUUCGUGCACUUUUAAACCUCCAAAAUGAAGUCGCGUGCUAUUCUGAGUAUAUUCUAACAUUCAUCUUUUUUGUUGUCCUAACUAUGUUUUUAACAAACUUUAUGAUUUGUUAAAUACUAAGUAAUUGAACAAACACUUGAUCAUAUGAGAACAAUAUGAGUACUUGGUUAUUGCGAAAAAUAUAUGAUGAUAUGAUUAUAAAUUAGUU